Molecule: messenger RNA, 1536 nt
Organism: Botrytis sinoallii
Lineage: Eukaryota; Fungi; Ascomycota; Leotiomycetes; Helotiales; Sclerotiniaceae
Exons: 1
Coding region: 1-1536 (511 amino acids)
Cellular component (GO): RNA polymerase II transcription regulator complex; nucleus
Molecular function (GO): transcription cis-regulatory region binding; DNA-binding transcription activator activity, RNA polymerase II-specific
Source: RefSeq, a predicted model, not a curated record
AUGGCUUCACCCGCGGUAUCAACACCAUCAUCGGCUGGUUCUCCAGCAGCCCUUGCUCCAGCUCCUCCUGUUCUCGCCAUCAAAACUGGGAAUCUAUCAAGCAUGAAUACCAUGUCGCCAACAUCGGGUGUAUCUACCCCUACUAUUAUGACAACUAAGGAAUGGGUUAUUCCGCCACGACCGAAACCCGGACGAAAGCCUGCAACUGAUACCCCACCAACAAAGAGAAAGGCUCAAAACAGAGCCGCUCAACGUGCUUUUAGAGAACGACGUGCUGCACGAGUAGGUGAAUUAGAGGAACAACUCGAGGAGGUAAAGGAAGAUCAACAGAGGCGGGAGAAUGAUAUGAGAUUGAAGAUUACUAGACUUGAGGCAGAGGUUUCUAGAUUCAAUGGCGAACUUCAAUCAUGGAGAUUACGAUGCGAGACCCUUGAUCGAAUUGCAGACUACGAAAAGAGAGAAAAGGAAACUGCACUCAAGGAAUUAGCAUAUCUCAGAAAUGGACUUCAAAGCAAGAGCACUGAAGCUGUUCCUCUCCCACCACGCCGGAACCGCCAAUCCACUCAAACACAAUCCUUGCCACUGCCACGACAAGAACAAAUCCCCUUUGUUCCAGACCUUGAGGUGUCAAGUGAAGCAAUCGGUUGUGGCGGUUGCAAGUCAUUGGGCGAAUGUGCUUGUGCUGAACAAGUGAUUGCUAUGUCCACUCAAGGUUGUGGCAAUUGUAGUCCUGACACUCACUGUCAGUGCUUGGAAGAAACGCUUAAGGAUGUCGGCAUGGAUUUGAAGAGGGCACACUCUCCUUCAGUUGAUGGCGCCUCGGAAAAGCGUUUUCGUUUGUCAUCUAGGCCUUCCAGUCCUCUCGAGAUUGAUUUUACUGCCCAGUUCUCACGACGACAGCCUGUCAUCCGUGAGCCAUCGCCUCCACCUCAGAUCAUCUCACGACCUAUAGAACCAUGCGGCUUCUGUGAUCAAUCAACAUUUUGCCCGUGUGCUGAAAGAGAACAGGAGAAUCGUCUUGCACCUUUACUUAAUGAAGUUACGCCACCACCAUCAGAUACAGAUGUUGAAAACACACAAGUCAAACUUCCAUCUAUGCAACCCAACCAUAUGCAUCGACCAGUUAGUGCCGCACCAGCUUCAAAUUCCUGUGCCAAUGGCCCUGGUACUUGCAAACAAUGUAUAAGUGAUCCAAAGGCAGGGCUAUUCUGUCGAUCACUUGCAGCAAUGAGAGCUUCUUCAAGCUCAGCUCCACCUGACGGAUGUUGUGGUGGCAGUUCUUCCGGGGGUGGCUGUUGCAAGACAAUGGAGCCGGCAUCUACUUCAGAACCACCUCCGAGCUUAUCUGUUGCAGAAACCUACAAGACCCUUUCUACCCACAAGAAUUUCGAUCAAGCCAGUGAUGAGUUGAAUACGUGGUUAGGUCGUCUUCAUGCUACACCGCUCCAACAUGCUGGUAGAGCACCCAUGGAAGUGGAGGCUGCAAGUGUUAUGGGUGUACUCAAGCUCUUUGAUCGAAGAUUCGGAAGAGGUUGA